UAGCAAAAAUGGUAAAUGUUUACGCUGCAGUCUGAGAAGGGAGAAGGCUUACCUGGAUGAACCGUGCAAGAAAUCCGCUGGAAUCCUAUAUUUUGGAAUAGCAUCGAACCCCCAAAAGGCAGGUGGCGGGAUAAGUAGCCUUUCAACUAUGGCUACUACAAAUCAGAAGCUCCCAACUACUGAGAGGAUCGUAAAAAGUGUACCGUACCCGCCCACACGGAGGCUGCCUAUGAAAGAAGUCUUUGAUGCCCAGGGUUUUCCUCGACCAGACGUUUUAAAGCAACAUUUUGUCUUAGAGGGACGCUUACAAGAAGAUGUAGCACUUAGAAUAAUCAACAAGGGGGCAGAACUAUUAAGAAGAGAAUCAACAAUGCUAGAAAUAGAGGCACCAGUUACAGUAUGUGGAGAUAUUCAUGGCCAAUUCUACGACUUAAUGAAGUUGUUUGAAGUUGGUGGAAAUCCCGCAUCAACACGCUACCUGUUCCUAGGCGACUAUGUCGAUAGAGGAUACUUUAGUAUAGAGUGUGUGUUGUAUCUUUGGGCGUUAAAGUUGCUGUACCGUGACACAUUUUUCCUGUUACGAGGCAACCAUGAGUGCCGGCAUCUUACAGAGUAUUUCACAUUCAAGCAGGAGUGUAAAAUUAAAUAUACAGAGAGAGUGUACAAUGCGUGUAUGGAAGCAUUCGACUGCCUGCCCCUUGCAGCUCUUAUGAAUCAACAAUUCCUGUGCGUGCACGGAGGGCUAUCACCUGAAAUACAUACACUGGAGGAUAUCAGAAAUUUGGAUCGGUUCAAGGAACCCCCAGCCUUUGGGCCCAUGUGCGACAUCCUGUGGUCGGACCCACUGGAGGAGUUUGGCCAGGAACACACGUCAGAGCACUUCAGUCAUAACUCAGUCAGAGGCUGCUCCUACUUCUACAGCUACCCAGCUUGCUGUGAGUUCCUUCAACAGAACAACCUGCUGUCUAUAAUACGAGCACACGAAGCACAGGAUGCAGGGUAUCGCAUGUACAAGAAAAGUCAAGCAACAGGUUUCCCUGUACUCAUCACUCUUUUCUCGGCACCCAACUAUCUGGAUGUUUACAACAACAAAGCUGCUGUGUUGAAAUAUGAAAACAAUGUGAUGAACAUUCGGCAGUUCAACUGUUCGCCCCAUCCCUACUGGCUGCCCAACUUCAUGGAUGUCUUCACAUGGUCCUUGCCGUUUGUAGGAGAGAAGGUUACGGAGAUGUUGGUUAACAUCUUGAACAUCUGCUCAGAUGACGACCAAGAUGACAACGAAUGCACCCAGGAAGGUCGCGAGGAGAAUGCUGACCAGGCUAUCCACAAACGCAAUGCAUCCGUCAAAGUCAAUGCUGCCUCGGCUGCAGCACGCAAGGAAAUCAUCAGGAACAAGAUCAGAGCAAUUGGCAAAAUGGCACGAGUCUUCACUGUUCUCAGAGAAGAGAGUGAGACAGUGUUAACACUGAAGGGACUGACACCCACGGGUAUGCUACCAGCAGGCAUCCUGUCUGGAGGCAGAGAUACCCUCAAAAAUGCAAUGGAUUUUCACAAGAUCAGCGGCUUCGCUGAAGCCAAGGGCUUAGACAAGGUCAACGAGAGAAUGCCACCUCGCAAGGAUUCGCCCACACCCCCCAACAAUACAGGCCCCUCCCCUGCAUCAUAGACCAUGAUACCCAUUCAUCUUCCCUUAGAUCAGAGAAAGAAAGAGAAAACCAACCAAAUCACAACCCUUCUGUGCUGCAGAGAGAGUUAACAACCACAGACAAAGGUGAAAGCGAUGUGGAAUGUUGUUCAGGCUCUCAAAAGGUUAGGAUGGUAAUAUACAUAUAGGUUGUCACAAAGCUACGUGGGCUUGGUUGAAAGGGCAGUCCUCAUCUACAGUGUACAGAAUUCGGAACAGCAAAGUGUGUGGUAUGCCCCCGUGUACUUUAAAGGAACAAUGUAUAAAUUUUAAAUGAGUUUCAAAACCGAAAAUGUAACGUUUGUCUCUCUGCCAUUUGAUGUAAGACACGAAACCUAAUUAUAUACCUCUUGGUAACAGGACUUUUACUAUUCAGGGGGGGGGAGGAAGUGCACAGAAAGCCCAUCAAACAUGAAAGGUUUGGAACGAUGAUAUAUACUGUAAUUUUUGGAAUAUAAGCCGCGGCUCAUACAUUGAUUCUCACGCUGAAAAAUGUCUCUGUGGCUUAUACCCCGGGCGGCUUAUAUGGCAAACUUUGAAGGAUAAAGUCAGUAAGUGAAGCCGCGCCCGGGCCACGCAUAACACGUGCAGGUGGCGCACUUAUGUUUUCGUUGUUUGCCGUUUACAUCUGAAAAUCCAAACCUCGAAUAAUAAAAAUUCGAGUUGUCCAGAUUCGAAUUACAUUACAAAUGGAAUUACCUGAGUCACGGAGUCAGGAAACACAUACCGACUUGAUAUAUACGUAAUCUUAAACUUUAUCAUGUUUACUUGCCCUGUGGCAAGUUCUUUUAGUGAUUCUUUCCUGCUUUUUAUCCAAUCUCGUGUAUUUUUUGCAUACAAAUAAUCAUUUUACUAAGAUUGUUUUAUUGUUGACACCUAAGAUUCCUUUCUGCCGUUAAUAAAAAUCAACCGCUUCGCUUCAACAUGUUCAACGGUUUACCUUCGUGUGGCAGAUCUGUCAUCUUUUCAUCUAUUGUGUUCAGUGUGACAUGCUUCAGAAUUUCGGGGGGUUUUCCUGUGGUCACGUGGUUAUCGGAAAGAGUCAGUGAUUGGAUUGUCCACGAAUGGGUGUGUGGUAGCAAUCAGGCUAGUUGUAAAUUGGAUUUGCGUGAUAACAGUGGUGCCGCGUCUCGUGCAGCAUAUGUACAACACAAGUGGUUCCAAUGUGAUGACUCAAACUAAGGUCUUGCGGCAGAUUUUUCACACGUUUGCUUUCUACUUUUAUUAGGAUUGCAUGUGUAGCAAAACCAUUGACAUACUAUACAUGCUAUAUUGGCACUUCAGCACACAGCAAGAUGUUCUUCAUGGUUGAAUGUCAGCACUGUGGUGUGGGUUGUAUGGCAACUUUCAAUCUUAAUAUGCCGAUUUUACAUGCUGCGGCUUAUACACCAGGCGGCUUAUAUCCCAAAAAUUACAGAAACAGGUUUCUGACCAUAGCAUUUUGAAAAUCCUCAAAUUUCAGGAUCCCUAUAUCCCAAUUUUGGGUCUUGAGCACAAGUCCUUUCGUUAUGAAAUGGAUAUAUAUAUAUAUAUAUAUAUAUAUAUAUCCCUUCUGGAUCUCUCCUUGUAAUUGGGGAAACAGUUGCAAAAAAAUUAAAGGAGUUAUUGCCAAAGUUUCUGUGAAAUCAAACAGUGGGGAGAAGUGUGGCUACAUGUAGUAUUGUGAUGUUAUUGUGAAAUUGUCUGAAAUCACAAACACUAGAGAAGAGACUACUGACCAGGAACAAACAGGGAAAAAAAUUAUUACUGGACUAAAGUGCAAUUGAGAUGUGUUUCUGUGCAGGUGGAUGCAUACUAGGGAAAGUGUCGCCAUGACAACUGUCUCAGGUGCAUGAGUAGUAAAACGCUACUGUAACCCCCUCCUCUUUUGUACAUUGUGUAAGACAGAAUUCCUCUCUUCAUAUUGAUUACAAUCUAUAGGUAUUUACAUGUGAGAAUAAUGUAAACCAGUGGUUCUAACAGUUUUGAAUUAUGCUCUCUCUUUAAGCCUUAGAUAUUAGCUCUCUGAACUUUGGAAGCUGUGAUCUUUUUUUUCGUUUUUGAUGGUGGAAAAGGUGUUGACUGCAGCCUUAAAUGUGUAUGGAUGUACAAUAUGUAUACAGUCAAAUAUGGUCAUUCAAAUAGUGGGAAGCAUAGAUCUCUACUAUGCACAGGCAGAUUUCACUGAGGGUAAGAAUUAGCAGCUAAAGGUUGCAUGUCAAGCAUUUAGCUGGUUACCAGCCGAAGAGUGCAUGUCAUGCAUUGGGCUGGUUACCAGCUAAAGGGUGCAUGUCAAGCAUUUAGCUGGUUACCAGCCAAAGAGUGCAUGUCAUGCAUUAGGCUGGUUACCAGCUAAAGGGUGCAUGUCAAGCAUUUAGCUGGUUACCAGCCGAAGAGUGCAUGUCAUGCAUUAGGCUGGUUACUGGCUAAAGGGUGCAUGCCAUGUAUUGGGCUGGUUACCAGCCGAAGGAUACGUGUCAUGCACUAGGCUUUUGUAUGUUGAUUGUGACGAGAUAUGGAAAGGGGCUGCAACCACUGGGCUAGUGGAUUGAAUAGACCCAUGUGUUAAUUCUAGAUGAAUCCAUAAUGUUUGGACAUGGUCUGCCUUCUACCGGUAGUUGGUUCACAGUGAAAGAAGAUUUGGCAAAGUUGUCUGGUAAAUUGGCACUCACAGCUGCGGUUGGGUAGGGUGUUUAGUUGUGCAAAUAAUUCAAUUCACAGCUUGAAAACUUGGCGUAGUGAUUUUGCCAAGAGGAAGACUACUUCUGUACAGAAAUCAGUGAUAUACAGCCUGGUAUCAAAGCACAUAUUUCAUUAUGUGUGUAUUUCUCCUUGGAGUGAAAGAAGGAAUUAAUUUCUCAUCAGUGAAGCAGAUGUCUUUGUACGGAUUAUUUUGGCUAUGCCGGUCAUAGCUGCAUUUUAUGAUUCCUGACUUGUUGAAGUGGUUGUCUGGAAUUGCCUGGGUACGAUAAAACAAAGAUGUCUCACUUGUGCAGCUGCUUUCAGCUUUCCAAUUUACUAGGGAAGAAGUUUGCUUGCUCAAGAUGCAAUGUAGAAAGUGAACAGAUGUAUAGCAUUCUUGUGGGUCAACGGUAAAGUACAGAUAUUGCUCAUUUUUGGCUUCUAUUUGUAGAAAGAUUCAGGCUGUGUUUAUGACUAAAGAUCAGUUUAGCUUCAAAGGGAUUGUUGGUGAAUUCUGCGUAAGUUUUUGCCAAGAGCUGUGGUUGUAACAUGGUCUGUUUAUGCUUACAUAUAUUUGAUCUUGGGAGAUACCUUUUGAAUAUCCUUGCCCACAAUAGGCUGGUACCUAUGACAUAAUGGUUCAGUGUUGGUAUUGCAUCAUUUGAUUAUUGUCUGGGGUCAAGACAUUGUCUGGAAUCUGGGUGUGCAUAUACUGUGAAGUAGUGCUUGGGAUGAUAGCUGUACUAGUUUUGCCACACAUUGGGUAGUUACGUUCAGCCUGGAAGUGUACUGUAUGGUAUACCAGCCAAAACAAAAAAGAAAACAAGAAAACCUUGUGGCUUUUGAAGCAAAUGUUUGUUUGCGCUGUCUGAAUUGUGCAAUUUACUCAAAAUUUACCAUCUUGCAAUUUUUAUUUUGUGGGUUCCGUAGUUGUAGCCAACCAUUCGCUAACCGAUUCAAAAACUAUUUGAUCCUUUGAAAGGUGUGUUUGUCAUAUUGCACAAUUAAUACCUCGUUUGGGGGAUGGUUAAGCACUCCCUGCUUGUAAAUCUACCCUGAUCUGCAUGGCAUGUAUACAGCUUGAAGCAUUGGUAAUAAUGUUCAUUACAAUAUUAACAACUAGCUUGUAGUUCAUGUCUGAUCCUCUGUACAUUAAAAACUUUUAACGUGAACUAUGAGGUAAAAACUAUAGGAUCUAUGUACAUUUUUAAGUGACCUUUAUUAUUGAUAUAUGAUAUAGUUUGGGCUUGUUGCUUUUUUGUUUAUAUUUUGUUGGUUUAUAUAUUGUGUUGGAGGCUGGUCUAUGCCUCACUUGGAAACGUGUUUUGAUGGCUUGUACGUACGUUAACAGUGUAACCAUCAUGGAUUUUUCAAUCCCCAAAACUUUAUGAUCAACUGAUCAAUCUCUGUAAUGUAUGAUUGUAUGGCUAUGCAUAGCUGAGAUGUGUAUGUAUGUAUGUCUACAAAGGGUCAAGAAAAACUUAUAAGAAUUAAAAAAAAAAGUGUUGUCCGCCUGCCCAAGGAUGCUGUAGGCUUGUGGGUGUUAAUUCAAAUUGAACAAGAAAGAGUUCUAUAUGGUUAAAGACUUUAUAGCUCUCCCUGUAAACAAAAAAAAUUUACCUAGCAACUGUUAAGCUCUUUUAAUUACGCAUGGCUAAUGUUACAGUGAAAUUCAUAAGUAGUUGUUGUGGAGCAAUGUAUGUUCUUUUCUUUUUUAUUUUUAGUCACAAAGUAGUGGCUAGAAUGACAAGUAAGUAAAAAGAAACUAGUUGGUAGUGGAGUUGCUUCUUCAGACCGUUUCAGGGGUUUGGCAGAGUGAAUGGAUAUUUUGGCUUCUUGUGGUAAAUGGUAUUGCAGACAGUGGAGCAUUUCCUGUAUUAGGUGUGGACUAGUUAAUUGUAUGAAAUACCUUCUGUGUAUUUUUGCUUUCCUCUGUUGUUUUUCCUCUCUUUUGACAAAGCUGUACAGUUUGAAUUAUUGUUAUUAUAUCUUAAGAUUUAAGACAAGUUGGGAAAAACAUUAACUGUAUUGGAAGACACGAAAAUUGUUGAAUGUUGUAACUCGUAGAAAAGCGAUGAUGCACUAAAAAGGGAAAAAAAUGUUUCUUUUUAAUAUUUUUAUAUUGCAAUGUUGGGGAUUGAAUUUAGUGACAGAAGUGUUUGGGCUGCUUGUGGUAACGGUAGCCCAUGUACCUACCUAUAAGCUACUUGUUUCAACAUUCGAUAGGCCUUCCUUGUUAUUUCUCUCUCUAGAUGUAACAAACUUAUAUCAUGUAAACUUUUUGAAAAUUGUACAUGUUAAAUGAUAUAGUAUGGGGGUAGGUUCUCACUGCCUCUUUGAUAGCACAGCAUGUCUCAUCAGGGGAAAAAGGAAGGAAAGAAACACAAAAGUUCUAUUCCUGUGUACUUCUCUAAAUGGAUUUGAGAAUAAAUGGAGAUGGAACCUGUGGGAUUUCUUCAAGAACCAUAAGGAAGAUUAAUAUUGUAAUUGGUCAAAUUUGGGGCUUUAUUUAUCCUGUGAUAAGGAGUCAACAACUGUGAAGUCAUAACAGCCUUUUUAUGGUGUCAAUUUAAACCCAGAAUGGAUGAGAAACACUGUCCUUUGCUUCAAGUUCCCCGUGACCUACCAUGAUAUAGUUCAUAUGAUUAAGGUCACUUUUUUCCUUAGUUGUGAGUAGGUUAGGUUUAGAUUGGAUGUAAUCUGUAGUACUGACUGGUUUGCAUAAAGUUUCUCAUUGUAACUUAUCUCAAAGUGGCAUGUUGGUGUCCAAGUGUUGAAAACAUUUUAAGCACGCACAGAUAAGCUUUUUGGGAGUCUGAAUAAGAAUAAUGUGGGACCUUUGCAAGUUCCAAGUUGAAUACACAUUAAUGAAAGAUGUAUUGAGUGUAUUGAGUGAAAUUUCCUCUUAUACUGAAGUGAAUGAUCAAAAAGUAAGAAGUUGUCCAAAGAAAUCACCCUUGUUGGUUGGAGAUUUUUUCACAAGAUCCUCCAGAGUCAUUCAUAAAGCUUCAUCUCAAGAAGCAUUUUGGAACUUUUUAAAUCCAUUUUCAGAAGACAAGUGCACUUUUCUUCACUUUUCCCUGGAGACAUUCUGUGUUUAUUGUACUUAGGUUGCACUUGGGGUGUUCGUAAAAUAAAAAGAUUGAGUGCUUUGUCAAUUACAGAUUUUUUCCGUGUCACAUUUUAUGCACAGAGUGUUGAAGCCACGAUUCUUUUAACAAAAUGUUUAAGAAAAUUGGAAUGAAUGAUUCCCAUUGGUUGGUUUAUCAUAUGUACAGAAACAAAAUUCAUCAACUAGACAUUUUUGACAUGAUCUUAAUCUAUGGAUCCAAUUGAUUCAACACCCUUAUAUCAUCCCUUCUUCCCUCCACCUCUUUUACACUUUCCUUUUCAGCAGUUUAUUCAAUAAUUUAGUUCAGAAGUUUAAGUUUACAUGUGUCACAAAAGCUGUUUAAGUUAACCACACUUUUUAGAUAUGUAUUGAAGCAAACUUGGUCCGUUUAUGUAGACCAGAUGGUGGCUUUCUUUUUUCCUUCAGCACUGCAACAUUACUUGAUUGUUAUUCUGGGUUGGACUUUCCAUACUUGUGAUGGAAAAACGUCAGUAUACAUAUGUUGUACAGAAAAACCAACUAAAGUGAAACUUACAGACAUGAAACCAACUAAAAAGUCAGUGUGGGGAUAAUAAACAAGGGAAGAGGUCAGAUUGGGGAUAAUAAACAAGAGAAGAGGUCAGAGUGGGGAUAAUAAACGAGAAGAGGUCAGAGUGGGGAUAAUAAUUCACGUUCUAAUGAGUUGUUCCAUUUUCUAGUUAGAGUUGGGCUUUUAAGCAGGGUCUGUGAUUUGCUUCUUCAAGAAUCUCAGCAUUUUAUAAGUACAUGUAAUGUCAGAAAGAUGGGAGAUCACAGGAUUUAUGGUACUAGGGCAGUAAGAAUUUCCAGUAAGGAAUGAUUUUGUGUCGGGUUAUAGUAUCGGACUGCCUAGACCGUUGGCUGGUCUUGCAUUUUUCCCUUGAUUUACAGCCUGCAUUUCCUGUAGAGAAAUUCACAAAUACACUUGCCACAACCAAGUGUGAAAUAAAUGUCCUACAUUGAAUCAACUUGUAGGUCCAGGCCACUUUAUUCUUUUCAUUUACAGCAAAUUUAUGCUAUGAAUGAAAGUUUGAAAUCACAUCAGUUGUCUUAGCAUUAGACCAGGCACAGUAGACUCUUGAUUGUUUUGUGUUCAUGAUUUGGAUUUUUUUGGUGAUUUUUGAAAGGUUCAAGGGAAGAAGGAUGAGAGUUUUCUUUUCAUUGUAAGAUCGUUACUCAUGUGUCGUACUACUACUCAAUUUGAACCAUUUCAGUGUAACGGAUGAAAUAAAGUGACUUUUCAAUGGGAAA
Messenger RNA from Acanthaster planci (crown-of-thorns starfish), 8726 nucleotides. Its product is annotated as protein phosphatase 3 catalytic subunit alpha-like. The record is from RefSeq and is a predicted model, not a curated record. Gene Ontology annotation, biological process: calcineurin-mediated signaling. Gene Ontology annotation, molecular function: calmodulin-dependent protein phosphatase activity. NCBI's taxonomy places the organism in Eukaryota, Metazoa, Echinodermata, Asteroidea, Valvatida, Acanthasteridae.